AUGGUGAACCUGGGCCUGUCCCGGGUGGACGACGCCGUGGCCAGCAAGCACCCGGGACUAGGUGAGUACGCUGCGUGCCAGUCGAACGCUUUCGUGAAGGGCGUUUCCACCUUUGUUACAGGCACCGGUGCGACCUUCGGCCUGCAGAUGCUGGUCCAGAGGAAGCUUCCAUGCCCCUUUCAGUGGAAGGUGCUGGUGGCUGUGGUCGCAGGCUCAGUGGCCAGCUACUGGGUGACCCGCGUAGAGUCGCAGAAAUGCAGCGACCUCUGGCUCUUCCUGGAGACAGGGCAGCUCCCCAGAGACAUGCACACAGAUCGGCGUAGCUAG
This is a messenger RNA of Rangifer tarandus platyrhynchus (Svalbard reindeer), 327 nucleotides long. NCBI's taxonomy places the organism in Eukaryota, Metazoa, Chordata, Mammalia, Artiodactyla, Cervidae. The record is from the annotation of a GenBank genome assembly.